ACCUCUCGCGGCUAUUACAGCUUUAAAGUGUACAGAACUCCAGGAACUCGUCGUCCGUGUCCAGCACUGACAGUCAAUCAGGCGGAAAGAGAAAAGAGAGAAAUCAACGUCGUCCAACGCAUCCGCCGUAUUCGUCUGUACGAGUUCGCGAGCUAACUCGGAGAACUAGUCGAGCUUUAUCUGGGGUGCGUUAAACGGUGCAUCGACCGUCAGCUCGUACUUGUCAGCUCACGACUCGACUCGCAUCGAAGGAUGUUGAUGCAUAACGUUAGUGGUAUCGUAGCCGAACCAUUGGCUUUCGCUAGCAGAGUCGGAGAUGUACAGCCUCUGCAAGAACGAUUUCUAGGAUGGAAUUUUCCUGCCGAGCACGCAGACCUCGUGCAUCCACAUUGGCGCGCAUUUCUCGCGCCCGGAAGACUAUGGCAUGUCGGCCUUGCGCUUAUUUACCUCCUGCUCUUAAUUCUCUCUACCGUCGGGAAUGGCAUCGUCAUUUGGAUUUUCAGCACAUCGAAACCAUUGAGAACGCCAUCAAACAUAUUCAUUUUGAAUUUGGCCAUAUUCGAUCUUCUGAUGGCAACAGAAAUGCCUAUGUUAAUUAUAAACAGCUUCUUGGAACGAACAAUUGGUUGGAAGACUGGAUGUGACGUGUAUGCUUUGUGUGGCGCAAUUUCCGGAAUAGGACAAGCAAUCACCAAUGCGGCGAUCGCCUUCGAUCGAUACAGGUCGGCAUGGUCGAGCUUUCACAAUUUUUAUUGAUUAUUACUAGACAAUUACGAAAAAAUAGCUACAUGUUUGUUAAAAUUUAGUAUAUUCUCAUCAGAAUUUUCAGAGGGUUUCCUCACCACGUGCAGUUUUGAUUAUCUUACGGACAACGAGGACACGAGGACUUUUGUGAUAUCGAUAUUUUUCUGGGCGUACGUCCUGCCUAUGCUGAUGAUUAUUUAUUUUUACUCACAAUUGUUGAAGUCUAUUCGUACUCACGAGAAAAUGCUCCGCGACCAAGCCAAGAAGAUGAACGUCAAGUCGCUCGUAUCAAACCAAGACAAAGAGAGGAGCGUCGAGAUGAGAAUCACAAAAGCCGCUUUUACGAUUUUCUUCCUCUUCGUACUCGCGUGGACACCGUACGCGGUUGUCGCUUUAACGGGAGCCUAUGGAAAUCGCGAAAUGCUUACUCCACUCUCGACUAUGUUGCCAGCCAUAUUUGCCAAGACGGUAUCAUGUAUCGAUCCAUGGAUAUAUGCAAUUAAUCAUCCUAGGUAUCGACAAGAAUUAAAUAAGCGCUGCAAAUGGAUGGGAAUCCGAGAACCUGCAACCGCAGAUACCGUAUCGGCGCAAACCGAGAAAGUUACAGCUGAAGAGAUGUAAUUUCACUGAUGCUCAUCAAGUGUCCUCGAUGACAGUUGCCGAGAAGAUGUCGAUCGAUUGCGUCGCAUUCUGAUCACGAAUGUUACUUUAACUGAUCGUCUAAAUAUUUUUUCUCUUAAAACAUAUUUCAUUUAUAAAAAAUGUAGACGGAAAAUUUCUCUCUUUUUGUUUUGUGGAAACAAACUCGAGAAUAAAAAAUGAUUGCGUAUUGUUUAAUUAACGUAUGUCAAGCUAUUACAUAAAUAUAUAUGCGAGCAAAUAUAACAGUUUCUUUUUCAUCUCUUCUUAAAUUCUUCCUCCUCCCCAUCCAUAUCCUC
This is a messenger RNA of Formica exsecta, 1682 nucleotides long. RefSeq names its product opsin, blue-sensitive-like (gene Blop). The record is from RefSeq and is a predicted model, not a curated record. Gene Ontology annotation, biological process: visual perception; G protein-coupled receptor signaling pathway. Gene Ontology annotation, cellular component: membrane. The transcript has 8 exons. Gene Ontology annotation, molecular function: G protein-coupled receptor activity. Lineage: Eukaryota; Metazoa; Arthropoda; Insecta; Hymenoptera; Formicidae.